This is a messenger RNA of Solanum verrucosum, 2192 nucleotides long. RefSeq names its product acetolactate synthase 2, chloroplastic. The transcript has a single exon. The record is from RefSeq and is a predicted model, not a curated record. NCBI's taxonomy places the organism in Eukaryota, Viridiplantae, Streptophyta, Magnoliopsida, Solanales, Solanaceae. Gene Ontology annotation, molecular function: magnesium ion binding; thiamine pyrophosphate binding; acetolactate synthase activity. Gene Ontology annotation, cellular component: acetolactate synthase complex. The coding region runs from base 40 to 2019 and encodes 659 amino acids. Gene Ontology annotation, biological process: L-valine biosynthetic process.
GCCUCCUUUCACUUCUCACCUUUAUCGACAACACCAACAAUGGCGGCUGCUGCCUCACCAUCUCCAUGUUUCUCCAAAACCCUACCUCCAUCUUCCUCCAAAUCCUCCACCAAUUUUCCUAGAUCUACCUUCCCUUUCCAUAAUCACCCUCAAAAAGCCUCACCCCUUCAUCUCACCCACACCCAACAUCAUCGUCGUGGUUUCGCCGUCUCCAAUGUCGUCAUAUCCACUACCACCCAUAACGACGUUUCUGAACCUGAAACAUUCGUUUCCCGUUUCGCCCCUGACGAACCCAGAAAGGGUUGUGAUGUUCUUGUGGAGGCACUUGAAAGGGAAGGAGUUACGGAUGUAUUUGCGUACCCAGGAGGUGCUUCUAUGGAGAUUCAUCAGGCUUUGACACGUUCGAAUAUUAUUCGUAAUGUGCUGCCACGUCAUGAGCAAGGUGGUGUGUUUGCUGCAGAGGGUUACGCACGGGCUACUGGGUUCCCUGGUGUUUGCAUUGCUACCUCUGGUCCGGGAGCUACGAAUCUUGUUAGUGGUCUUGCGGAUGCUUUGUUGGAUAGUAUUCCGAUUGUUGCUAUUACGGGUCAAGUGCCGAGAAGGAUGAUUGGUACUGAUGCGUUUCAGGAAACGCCUAUUGUUGAGGUAACGAGAUCUAUUACGAAGCAUAAUUAUCUUGUUAUGGAUGUAGAGGAUAUUCCUAGGGUUGUUCGUGAAGCGUUUUUUUUAGCGAAAUCGGGACGGCCUGGGCCGGUUUUGAUUGAUGUACCUAAGGAUAUUCAGCAACAAUUGGUGAUACCUAAUUGGGAUCAGCCAAUGAGGUUGCCUGGUUACAUGUCUAGGUUACCUAAAUUGCCUAAUGAGAUGCUUUUGGAACAAAUUGUUAGGCUGAUUUCGGAGUCGAAGAAGCCUGUUUUGUAUGUGGGUGGUGGGUGUUCGCAAUCAAGUGAGGAGCUGAGACGAUUUGUGGAGCUUACGGGUAUUCCUGUGGCGAGUACUUUGAUGGGUCUUGGAGCUUUUCCAACUGGGGAUGAGCUUUCCCUUCAAAUGUUGGGUAUGCACGGGACUGUGUAUGCUAAUUAUGCUGUGGAUGGUAGUGAUUUGUUGCUUGCAUUUGGGGUGAGGUUUGAUGAUCGAGUUACUGGUAAAUUGGAAGCUUUUGCUAGCCGAGCGAAAAUUGUCCACAUUGAUAUUGAUUCGGCUGAGAUAGGAAAGAACAAACAACCUCAUGUUUCCAUUUGUGCAGAUAUCAAGUUGGCAUUACAGGGUUUGAAUUCCAUAUUGGAGGGUAAAGAAGGUAAGCUGAAGUUGGACUUUUCUGCUUGGAGACAGGAGUUAACGGAGCAGAAGGUGAAGUACCCAUUGAGUUUUAAGACUUUUGGUGAAGCCAUCCCUCCACAAUAUGCUAUUCAGGUUCUUGAUGAGUUAACUAACGGAAAUGCCAUUAUUAGUACUGGUGUGGGGCAACACCAAAUGUGGGCUGCCCAAUACUAUAAGUACAAAAAGCCACGCCAAUGGUUGACAUCUGGUGGAUUAGGAGCAAUGGGAUUUGGUUUGCCUGCUGCAAUAGGUGCAGCUGUUGGAAGACCGGGUGAGAUUGUGGUUGACAUUGAUGGUGACGGGAGUUUUAUCAUGAAUGUGCAGGAGUUAGCAACAAUUAAGGUGGAGAAUCUCCCAGUUAAGAUUAUGUUGCUGAAUAAUCAACACUUGGGAAUGGUGGUUCAAUGGGAGGAUCGAUUCUAUAAGGCUAACAGAGCACACACUUACUUGGGUGAUCCUGCUAACGAGGAAGAGAUCUUCCCUAAUAUGUUGAAAUUCGCAGAGGCUUGUGGCGUACCUGCUGCAAGAGUGUCACACAGGGAUGAUCUUAGAGCUGCCAUUCAAAAGAUGUUAGACACUCCUGGGCCAUACUUGUUGGAUGUGAUUGUACCUCAUCAGGAGCAUGUUCUACCUAUGAUUCCCAGCGGCGGUGCUUUCAAAGAUGUGAUCACAGAGGGUGAUGGGAGACGUUCCUAUUGACUUUGAGAAAACUACAUAACUAGUUCUAGGCAUUGUAUUAUCUAAAAUAAACUUCUAUUAAGCCAAAAGUGUUCUAUCUGUCUAGUUUGCCAUUGGUCUUUGGCGUGGCUUUGCUUGUUGUGGCUGUUGUAUUACACUACUUGGUAUUUAUGUUUACUUAAAGUUUUGCAUCA